Zychaea mexicana is the source of this 3723-nucleotide messenger RNA. Its product is annotated as clustered mitochondria-domain-containing protein. Gene Ontology annotation, molecular function: protein binding; mRNA binding. Gene Ontology annotation, biological process: intracellular distribution of mitochondria. The transcript has 9 exons. The record is from RefSeq and is a predicted model, not a curated record. Bases 1 to 3723 code for a protein of 1240 amino acids. Gene Ontology annotation, cellular component: cytoplasm. Lineage: Eukaryota; Fungi; Mucoromycota; Mucoromycetes; Mucorales; Lichtheimiaceae.
AUGAUCAUCAUUAUAGUGGUUGCUGAAGAAACAUUUCAGUUGACGAUCAAGCUGCCUGGUGGCAAGGGCUCCGAUAUCAAAAUCAUUGCAAGCCCACGGGAAGCCAUCCACGAUAUCAAGCAGUCGGUGAUGGAGUCACCCGAAACUUGCGUUCACUCGUGCUUCUAUCUGGCUUUGAAUGGCAAGCGUCUAAAUGAUUUCGCGGAACUCGGCGAGAUUGAAGGCAUGACUCCCGAGACAGAGCUGCAGUUGGUUGAAGAUACAUACACCGAGCGCGAUGCACGACUGCACAUUAACCGUCUCCGUGACCUUUUGGGUGGUCCCUACAAGCCGAACCCCUCGGCAGUUGGCAUCGAUUCUGGCGUUUCGUUCUUGACAGCUGUCACUGGCGAAGUUGACGAAGAGAUCGUUCCUGAAAACGAAAAGAAGGUCGAAGAUCUGUUCUCAAACGAACCUAUCCCGGAGCACGCAUUCACCGACGCCGAUAUGAACGCAACAUCCAAGUUGUCUGAAUUUGUACCACCCACAUUCCAACGCCUUGCUCCACAAUGCCUCAAGAGCCUGUCAUUGUCUGGCUGGAAUCCAGUCCCUCACGCCCGCCGCCUCAAGGGCGAUUUGCUCUACUUGGUUGUCGUCACCCUCGAGAACGAGACUCUCAACAUCACUGCCUCGUCUCAAGGCUUCUUUAUCAAUAACUCGACCAGCAACAAGUUUGAUGCAUCCCGCAAGUCGGGCGGCAAGAAGAUGGGUGCCCACUCUUUGAUCAGAUUGCUUCAACAAGCAUCGCCCAAAUUUGCUUCAAACUUCAGCGCCCUCCAGGAAUUCAUCACCCGUCAUCACAUGCUGGAAGUCUUGCCCGUCAACACAUAUUUCCCUGCCCAUCCUUGGGCCGUCCAAGCUCCCGAACAUGUGUUUGAUCCCGCUCGACCCGCUGAGCCUCUUUUGAACUUUGGAUCCGACGCUGUCGAAUCCCUCCGUGACUGGAACGAUGAAUUGCAAUCACACCGCGAAUUACCCAAGGCUAACUUGCAGGAACGUGUGCUCCGUGAGCGUUUGGUCAACAAGGUGCAGUCAGAAUUCACAGAGGCAGCUGUACGUGGCGCUGUUGCCGUGGUCAACGGUUCUGUUGUGCCAUUGAACCCCAUGGAGCCUGAGGAGUCGCACAUGUACGUGUACAACAACAUUUUCUUCAGCAAGGGCAACGAUGGCCGCGGCACAUUUGAGGCACUUGGUGCCGACGAGGCAGCGCAUGUCGCCACAGGCAAGGAUUUGGAGGGUGUCAAGGUUUUCAACAGCAUCGAUGCUUCGGGUCUGUACACCUUGGGCAGUGUCAUUGUUGACUACAAGGGUGUGCGUGUUGUUGCCCAGAGCAUUGUUCCUGGCAUCUUCCGCCGUCAAGACGAAAACUCGAUCGUAUACGGCUCGGUUGACAACGGUGCACAAAUCUCGGCCGACGACAAGUUCCAUGAUACCAUUGGCAACGAAGUCGCAAAGUCGCUUCACUUGUCCGAACAUGCCUUGUUAGAUAGCAACGACGAAAAGGUCAAGCUGUACACUUCCUUGGAAACCAAGGGUCUUCUUGGAGCCGAUGGUCGUCGCUACUUGCUCGAUCUCUACAGACUCAACCCUGUCGAUAUCGAGUUUCAAGAAAACGAGUGUAUCGACAAGGACGACAAGCCUGCUUAUCCCCACAAGAUGACCUUGCUGCGUCCAGAGUUGAUGGGCUUGUACUGGGAGCACCGAUUCAGAGAAUGGGUCAAGGUGAAGACCGAGGAAAUCAAAAAGGAAAAGAAGCUCGCUAAUGGCAGUGCAGAUGAUAAGGACAAGGAAGAAGAACAAAAGGAAAAGCCCAAGGCUUCAGAAGAAGAAACCCCCGCUGCUGGUGAAGGUGAAAAGAAGGCCGAAGAAGAAGCACAACAAGAAGAAGAGGAGGAGGAUGUCAAGAUUGACGUGAGCGAAUUCAAGCUGUCGUUCAAUCCCGAUGUCUUUACUUCUGCCAAGCAUGGCGAAGACGCAGAGACCAUCAAGGAGCAGGAGCAGGCCGUUCGCGACGCAUCCAAAUUCCUUAUCAACGAUAUCAUUCCAAGCCUGGUCCUUGACUUUGCCUCAUAUGCUAUCUCACCCCUUGACGGUGAUGCUUUGACCAAGGCCAUGCACCGCCGUGGUAUCAACAUGCGUUAUCUCGGCAAGAUUGCUGAACUUGUGUCGAUCAGCAAAGACAAGCGUAUCGAACAUAUUCAGCAGCUUGCUGUCCAGGAAAUGGUUGUGCGUUCCUGCAAGCGCAUGCUGCGCAAGCUUUUGAACGAAAGCCCACUUGAGCAAAUCACUGCCUGCGUGUCCCAUUUCCUGAACUGUCUGUUUGGUCGUGAGUUUAACGCCAAGCCCAAGCCUGAGGUUCCUGAAGGUACAACUCGCAACGAUUUCGCCUGGUCCAGACUCACGCCCAAUCAUGUCGAGACUGAGUUGAAGCAACAGGUGCUUCGUCGAUUCCGAUACAAGCUUGACGACGAUUUCUUAAAUUCGCUCAAGGUUUUGCCUACCCUUCGUGAAAUCUGCCUGCGUGUUGGUAUCCAACUUGAAGCCCGCGAUUAUCGUUUCACCGCCUAUACCGAAGAGGAACGUGCUGCUAUUGCCGCUGAAGAGUCCGCCAAGGCUCGUCAAAAGGAACAGCAGCAGCGCCAGAGCAGCCGUGGCAAGCGCAGCGCUAAGAACAAGAGCAAGGAAGAAGAGCCUGUCCGUACACGCCGUAUCACUACCUUUGUUCCCGAUGAUAUCCAAAACUUGAUGCCCACUGUCAAGCAAGCUACUGGCAGAAGCGUAUUCGCAGAAGAGACCUUUGAAGCUGGCAAGAUGAGCUUAGCACAAGGCCACCGACAGCUUGGUCUUGAGCUCUUGUUGGAAUCCCUGACACUUCAUGAACAGACAUAUGGUUUCUUGCAUCCAGAGACUUCCAAAUGCUAUGCUACGCUUGCCAUGAUCUAUCAUCAUGGUGAUGACCGUGAAGCUGCUUUGGACCUCCAACGUAAGGCUGUUAUUGCUGCUGAGCGAACAAACGGUGUUGAUCACCCAGAAACCGUUCAUCACUACCUCAACCUCGGUCUUUUCGAACACGCAGCCGGUCGAACAAAACUUGCUCUCCGUUACUUGAAGCAUGCUCUGUACUACUGGGAUCUUGUGUUUGGCCCUGGCCAUCCUGACUCUGCCACCGCCGAUAACAACGCCGGUGUUAUGUUGCAAUCCUUGCGUGACUAUCCCACGAGCACCAAGUUCUUUGAACGUGCCUGUGCCACACAAGAGGAGAUUCUUGGUAAAGAACAUGUCCUUACUGCCACUGGCUACCAUGUUCUUGCCAAGGCAUAUACCCUUUUGGGUGACUUUAACAAGGCUCUGAACGUUGAACGUGUUGCAUUUGGCGUUUUUGAAAAGAAGUUGGGUGCCGAAGAUCCACGAACAAAGGAGAGUGAUAUGUGGCUCAAGGAAUUGACAUCAAAUGCAUUGUUAUCGGCACAACGAGCACGAGAACAAGCACAAUCUGCUGUUCGUCCAUCUGGCGCAACUGCUGCUGCUGCUGCUGUACCUAAAGGUACUGCCCAGCAACAACAACAGCAGCAACCUGGUGAUAUGCCCAUUGAACAAGUCUUACAAUACAUUAACGGCGAUUCUCCACGAACAGCUACAUCCGCACGAAAAGGCAAAAAGAAGGCACAAAACAAGCGUCGUUAG